AUGAUGCGCUCUGCGGCUUUGUUGAUCAUCCUGCGUUUCUGUGUGUGUUCACCACCGAACCUGACGAUUGUGACGGUGCUAGCCUAUGAUGCUGUACAGCACCAGAUUCCCUGGCAUAUUCGCGGGUUCCUUCUGGGUUAUCAGCAGCUGCAGGAACAGCUACGCGACCGGAUUAAUAUUACAUAUCAGUUUCUGUGGCAACGCAAUGUGUCGCAGUGUGCUGAUGUGGCGUCGCGAGUGGUCAAUUGGGCGUCGAAGGUGUUUUAUGCCGCCAGUGGACAAGCCGUUGCGUUUGCCAGUCCAGGAUGCUUUCAAGAGAUUUUGGAGCUAGGAGCCAUUGUGAGAGAAUGGAAUACUUUAUUCAUGACAACCUUGGGGAACAACUUCGUUAUCACACCGCAGCGGUAUCCGACGAUCGUGUCCAUGUCUUACCGCCCACAGAGCUCUUUUGAUGGCUUUGUUGGCGUAUGUUCGUGGUUCAGUUGGAAGACCAGUGUGUGGUUGUGUGAUCAGGAUCAAACGCAGUCGGCGUUUCCCUCCGGGCGCUGCUCUAGUGCUCAGGAAAUGCUGCAGAAACAACGGAGUUUCGUGCCGUAUUUCAUUAAGUUCAAUUCAAGCGAGCUCAGCCCAAAGGAGUUGCUGGCUCACGUUCGCCCACUUGCGCGCAUUGUCAUUCUUUCCACACUGCCCGACACCGUUAAGAAGAUAAUGGUAAAAAGUGGUACAGUUUGUCAAUGCGGCUAACGCGCUC
Molecule: messenger RNA, 751 nt
Organism: Paramacrobiotus metropolitanus
Lineage: Eukaryota; Metazoa; Tardigrada; Eutardigrada; Parachela; Macrobiotidae
Exons: 5
Coding region: 1-744 (247 amino acids)
Source: RefSeq, a predicted model, not a curated record